CUACACCUACAGCCAGGCUGUUGCUGAGCUCCCAGGAGAGAGAUGAGCUAGAGGAGAAAGAAGCAGCAAGAAGCAGCCAAGAGUUGAAUCAGACCAGGAGCCCGACCCAGAGUUGGAGUCUAAGUUGCUUUUGCUAAAGCAGCAGCAACUAAAGAAUUUGAAAAUAUGCUGGCUAUCUUGGGACUGCUCACCUCCGUCUUUUCUUUGCUGUAUGUGACAGCUCCAUCCAUCAGGAAGUUCUUUGCUGGUGGGGUUUGCAGAACAACUGUGCAGGUUCCCGGGAAGGUAGUGGUGAUCACCGGCGCCAACACGGGCAUCGGCAAGGAGACAGCCAGAGAGCUCGCUCGCAGAGGAGCCCGAGUAUACAUUGCCUGCCGAGAUGUACUGAAGGGGGAGUCUGCUGCCAGUGAAAUUCGAGCUGAUACAAAGAACUCCCAGGUGCUGGUGCGGAAACUGGACCUAUCCGAUACCAGAUCCAUCCGAGCCUUUGCUGAGGGCUUUCUGGCAGAGGAAAAGCAGCUCCAUAUUCUGAUCAACAAUGCAGGAGUGAUGAUGUUUUCACAUUCCAAAACAACUGAUGGCUUUGAAAUCAACCUGGGGGUCAACCACCUGGGCCACUUCCUUCUCACCUACUUGCUCCUGGAGCGGCUGAAGGAGUCUGCUCCUGCACGGGUGGUGAACUUGUCAUCAGUGAUCCACCACCUUGGCAAGAUUCACUUCCACAACUUCCGCGGUGAGGAGCCCUACAGAUGGGGUUUUGCUUAUUGCCACAGCAAACUGGCCAAUUUGCUUUUCACUCGCGAGCUGGCCAAGAGGAUCCAAGGCACGGGGGUCACCACCUAUGCUGUGCACCCAGGCAUCGUCCGCUCUGAGCUGGCCCGGCACUCCUUCCUAUGUUGCCUAUUUUGGCGGCUCUUCUCCUACUUUUUAAAAUCGGUGCAGGAAGGGGCACAGACCAGCCUGCACUGUGCGCUGGCUGAAGGCCUGGAGCCCCUAAGCGGCAAGUACUUCAGGGGAACUUACAUUAGAAACUUGGCAAAAGUUGCUUUUUUAUACCUGCGCGCCAGUUUUCCAGUGACUGCAAGAGGACCUGGGUGUCUCCAAGGGCCCGAGAUAACAAAACAGCUCAGCGCUUGUGGAAUGUCAGCUGUGAGCUUCUAGGAAUCCAAUGGGAGUAGAGCUACCGGAAGAGCCACGGCUUUAUCAGGCACAAUCCACACCAUAAUGAACGGAAGCCAAGGAGAACCCACCCUGAAGGAUUGUUCUCCUGGCUGGCUGCUGUUGCAAAUCCUGCCGUGCUCUGGUCUUCCUGACCCUUCUGGAAACCUUUUCACAUCCAACCCUCUUGUGAGGCUGGCUCAUGGCAUGAGACAUUCACACUUACAAAGCAUUCUUCUCCAAGACUUGCAAAGUUGGCCACCAUCUAGGGGCAGGACGACUGGGAAGAUGCCAGUCUGGGCAUGGGGCUGGCAGAAGAGCCUGGGAAAUUGGAUUAAUUCCCUCACCAAUACCAGAAAUGUCAGCCAGCAUUCUCAGCUGAGGUGACAAGAGCAUCAGUGUUACAGAUUUUCAGGAACUAUAGACUCAAGCUGUUGACGGAUCUCUUUCCUCUUUGGAUUGCUAGUUGUUGCACUGAAGUCUGGACCAACUCAGGCAAAUCUUGGCUUAACCUUGACCAAAUUUGGUUCCUUCCUCUGAGCAUUCUGGAGUCACUGCAUGAAGCUGGACCUUCCCAUUUUCUUUUUCUAAUUCUUUUUAAAAAUUAAAAAUAUUUUUUCUAGCUUUAAUGAGAUAUAAUUGACAUAUGACUAUGUAAAUUUAGACCGUCUCAUUUUCAAUCAUGUAGAUGGUUUCUUUUUCUAAAGGGUUCCCUUUACCUCACUUUUCAGAGAAAAUAAAAACUACACAUUCAUCUUACUGCCUUUUUUAUUUUCUCAGGGUAGCAAAGGAGAGAUGGAACAAAGUGGGGAAUCCAACCUCCCAGUUUUGUGAGUAGUAUCUUAUCCUACCCACCCACCCAUAACCUUCUUACAAUGUCACAUCUGGGUGCAAAAUGAGACGAUUCAGUUGAGUAUUUUUUCAAGUUUCUCCCAGCUCUCACAUUUUAUUAUUUAAGAAGUGAUAGGAGUGACUUAAAUUACACAGAUGUUGAGCUCCACUAUAGAUUAAAUCCAGACGUAGUAUAAGACUCCAUUUAAUUUGAUAUAAAGAUGCAGAAAGACCAAGCCUUGAAACAACCUUCUACCUAAAAUCCUAGCUCUUCUCUUUUCUGGCCUCCCUGCUCUCCUGUGCUGAAACCCCAGGUGACCUUCUUCUUGCCUCAAGAACAGGUCACCAGGAAGAGGCAGGGAGAUGUGCCUAAUCUUUCAGCCAAUUGACCCAAGAAGUCAUGCUAUUGUUUCCAGUUCUAAAGCAUCCAAAGGGCAUCCAGUGAUAAAAAUGCCCUUUCCUUCCACAGCAAGUAGACUUUAAAAAAGAACCUUGUUAUUAUGGAAAUCUCCAAACAGACAAAAGUAGAGUAAAUACUACUGUGAAUCCUCAUGUACUUACCUGUCACCCAGCUUCAAUAUUGUUAUCAUUUGGUUAAUAGUGUUUCUUCUAUUUCCCCCAUGACACUCUUUUGGGGGUGGGCUGGGAUAUUUUAAGGGACAUUCCAGACGUCAUACAUUCACCUGUAAACACUGUAAUGUGUGCCUCUAAAUAAAAACUUUUGUUUUUUUACAAACCCACAAUACCAUUAUCACUCCUAACAACAUUAAUAAUUCCUGAAUGUCAUUUAAUACUUGGGGUUUGCUUCCCUGUGUUAAAGAACAAAGAGUCAACUGAGUAAAUUUAAAAAUCUAAUGGGUUUUAUCAAACAAUUCAUAAAUUGGGUGGCAUCACAUCCAGCAAAGGGGCUCUAAGGAGUUGUACAAAAUGGAAGGUUUUUAUAGGCAGAAAGAGGGUGGGAUAAAGAAGUUAAAAGAGUGGAUUAUUUCAGGCAAGGUCACCUUCCCUUAAGGGAAAGCAAAACGUCUUAUCAGGCAGAUUACCUCACUAGUGUUGUUCAGAAAAAUUCCAGACUGAUUGGCUUAAAAUUCCACUUCUGGGAGAGGCUCAAACUGCAAUUAGCUUAGGUAUUAAGUCUUGGUGGCGCUUAGCAUGAGUGACUCCAUUUUAGACUUGAUUCUUUUUAACAAUUUUCCCCUUUUGAUCAAACUCUCAGCCUAACUGAGAGAUGUGAUCAAAAUUUAAGGCAUGGCGUCACUCACAGCUUUGCUCUGUAGUUCUCACAGCUUUCACCGAGCCUGAGUUUUUUCUUGCUGAAUCUCUGUGGUAUUCACAGGUCAAAACUUCAGGCUCACAAUUUUUUAGGCAGUCUUUCUCUUUGUUCCUUUUUUGACGUUCCAGUCUUAGGGAGUUCAUUUGCUUAGUGGUUAGCAACUGCAAACAUGCAAUUAAAACUUUUGAGAGAAUGUAAUGCACCAGGGAGAUUAUUAUGAUAACUAUAAGCAGGACAAUUCCUAAUGUUUGAAGUGCACUUUGGAACCAUGCUCCCCAACUCCCCAACCAAUCAAAGAAAGACCCUGUUGAAGGAUCACUCUUUUAAGCCAAGUGACUUGCUCAGUGAUCUUAUGUACUCAGUUUCAGCUCCCUUAGAAGUGUUAACCCAGGUAUGGCAGGCAGCUUGGCUAUAGCACAAACACUUCCUUGCUUAGCUAAAAGAUAAUCCUGUUAUCAAGAACAACUUUGGACAGAGAGUCUAAGGAUCUUUACCGGACAGCUAAUGUCUUAGCAAUGGAAUCUGCAACGUCUCCAAGAAUUAAGGAGGGUUUCUGAUCAUUUUAUCUUUUGUAUUUAUGCCUAAGCUAGGGCACAGUCAGGAUUGUAGUGCAUAUGGGAAGAGAAUCUCCUAGCCUGAAAUGGAAAGUGGUCCUAAAUGCCUUAUGAAGGUGGGUGCUGCUGGUGAGAUCGCAAUGAGUGGGGGAAAAUCUGAUCUAGAUAAGCAUGGGGAUGCAAAUGUACUAAGAUUCGUGUAGUUAAAUGUAUCUAAUUGGGUACAUACAGCUAUAAUUGGCACAGGUUGUUCUGGCCAUAAAAGUUGAACUUUGUAAAAGACUCUUAAGGGAGGUUGAUUGUAGUUUUCGGUGACAUUGGAAAUAAAAGAGAAAUUGGUCACUGGGAGAACCAGGGGAUCUCUUGCAUCAUGACAAAUCCAGCAAUCUGAAAGUUUGCCCCCCUUAACAAUGGCCUGAGAGAUACAGAGGAAGGUGUUCUCUUUCCAGGCCAGUGCCAGAGUAAAGGAAAGAAAAGAAGAGAGGGUUUCCUGUUUAGUUAAAGCAUGAAGUCUUGAUCUAGUAUCUUGGGAGGAAGCGGUCUACAUUUAUGUCAGCUGCUUCUCUUCCUCGUCAAUUUUAUUUGUAGGUCUCCAGCGUCUAUAAAGGACCAGAUAUCAGGUGAAGCUUUCUUUAGUUCUGAGAUGUGUACCCAAGGUUCAAGUUCCUGAAGUUUGGCUGCCAUCUGUGUAAUGAGGAGGACCUGAUAUAGUCCCUUGCAAGGAGAUUCAAGAGCAGUAUUGGUUCUUAGUGACUUGCCAAAAGUCCUUUCUGUGAAUCUCCUUGAAGAUGAAGUACGUUUGCAGGACUGCUUUUGUAAAUGCAUCAGAGUAAAACAAUAACUGUCUGUGAAAAGAGUUAAAGAUGCUCAUUCUUAAAGAUCUGAUGAGAGUUCACUAUAAUGGAAUUGACAAGGAAAUUUGGUUGUUUCUGUAACAUGUAACAUUUUAAGAUAAUAGCUAGAAUUAUGGCUGG
Equus caballus (horse) is the source of this 4790-nucleotide messenger RNA. RefSeq names its product retinol dehydrogenase 12 (gene RDH12). NCBI's taxonomy places the organism in Eukaryota, Metazoa, Chordata, Mammalia, Perissodactyla, Equidae. The record is from RefSeq and is a predicted model, not a curated record.